AUGUCACCACUUUGGAUGGAUAGCUGGGUAACAUCCUUCCUGGCCGGAGGACCAUAUUUUAAUAGAAUGAGGCGAACUAUCCGUCGGUACGCCAGGACACACCUUAGCCAGAAGCAAGGUCCAAUCUUUGAACGCACUCGCGACGCAGACCUCAGGGAUUUGAGUAUAGACAGACUGAUGCAUAGCUGUCUCCAAGACGUGGAGAUGUAUUGGACGCCGGAUGAUUUGAGUGUAAUAGGAGAUAUAGGCGACCCGAUAGAUCAAGAAGUGUGGCGUUUCUUGCCCGGAAUCUAUGGUGUAGUCGAUUCCCUGGGAGGAGGAAUGGCGUAUGUGGAGAUGAUGGUAGAAAUGCAGAAUAAGCGUCGCAAGGAAGACCCGUUAGAAGAAAUACCUAGUGGAUCUGAGUGGGAAUAUGAGGGGAAAGAAGAUGAGCCAGAGCCAGAGCCAGAGCCAGAACCAGAACCACAACCCGAUAAACCAUUACCAUCUACAAAAAUAACUCCCAGGUCCCCUCUCUAUCGUGAUAGCUAUCGCUGUAACAAAAGACGACUGACACGAAUAAGAAAGCUGCGGGCAUAUCGCGAUGACGGCACGAUAAACUUUUCAUGA
This is a messenger RNA of Botrytis sinoallii, 609 nucleotides long. RefSeq lists its product as uncharacterized. The record is from RefSeq and is a predicted model, not a curated record. Bases 1 to 609 code for a protein of 202 amino acids. NCBI's taxonomy places the organism in Eukaryota, Fungi, Ascomycota, Leotiomycetes, Helotiales, Sclerotiniaceae. The transcript has 3 exons.